UUGCCUUUAGGCAGCAGAAAUGGAAAAGCUCCGCCUCCACACAAGCAAAAAUGCCUCCUUGUGAUUUUGUACCUGAAAAAUACCAAUCCUAUCCAUAUGAACGCAUGCAGAAAAUUCGUGAGCAAAAUGUUUCUCCUUCACUGCGAACGUAUUACAAGAAGCCAUUGCUGCUGCAUCAAGGACAUAUGCAGUGGUUGUUUGAUUAUGAAGGACGAAGAUACCUUGAUCUCUUUGCUGGGAUCGUCACUGUCAGUGUUGGUCACUGCCAUCCGAAGGUGACCGUGGCUACCCAGAAGCAGCUUGCUCGCCUGUGGCAUACCACUAAUAUCUACAUGCACCCGUCAAUCCAGGAGUAUGCUGAAAAGUUGACUUCCCUUCUUCCAGAUCCACUUAAGGUGGUUUAUCUAACCAACAGCGGGUCAGAAGCCAAUGACUUGGCUAUGUUCAUGGCAAGGCUAUAUACUCGUAACUUCGACAUCAUCGCUCUCAGAGGAGCAUACCAUGGAGGCAGCCCCUACACGCUGGGAUUGACGUCUGUUGGUCUUUAUAAGCAUGGUGUUGCCAAUGGCUUUGGCUGUUCAACAACAAUGUUACCAGAUGUUUUUCGUGGCCCGUGGGGAGGCAGCCAUUGCAGAGAUUCUCCUGUGCAAACCAUUCGAAAAUGCAGCUGUUCUGAAGGCGUGUGUCAUGCAAAUGACCAGUACCUUGAACAGUUCAAAGAUACUCUGAAUACCUCAGUGCCAAAGACAAUAGCUGGAUUUAUCGCUGAACCAAUUCAAGGUGUUAAUGGAGCUGUUCAGUACCCAAGAAGUUUCUUAAAGGAAGCUUAUCAGCUAGUACGGGAAAGAGGGGGCGUUUGUAUUUCCGAUGAAGUACAGACGGCAUUUGGACGGAUGGGCAGCCAUUACUGGGGAUUUCAAACGCAUGAUGUAGUCCCUGACAUUGUGACUUUGUCGAAAGGAAUCGGUAAUGGCUUUCCAAUGGCAGCUGUUGUUACAACAAAAGAGAUUGCAAGUUCCUUGGCUCAAAACCUUCACUUUAAUACGUUUGGAGGAAGCCCUUUGGCCUGCGUAGUUGGAGCUGCGGUUCUUGAU
This is a messenger RNA of Leptosomus discolor (cuckoo roller), 1094 nucleotides long. Lineage: Eukaryota; Metazoa; Chordata; Aves; Leptosomiformes; Leptosomidae. The record is from RefSeq and is a predicted model, not a curated record.